AUGGAAUUGCUCAGGGACAAGCCUGAGGUCUCCCUAUCCAGUAUGGACAGAAAAGUCACAGUCCAUGAAGAUGGGUAUCCUGUGGUCUCUUGGGUCCCUGAGGAGGGAGAGAAAGGCAAGGACCAGGUGGAGGAUCGAGGCCAAUGGACCAACAAGAUGGAGUUCGUGCUGUCAGUGGCUGGGGAGAUCAUUGGACUAGGCAAUGUCUGGAGGUUUCCCUAUCUCUGCUACAAAAAUGGAGGUGGAGCUUUCUUCAUCCCCUACUUCAUCUUCUUCUUCAGCUGUGGCAUCCCAGUGUUCUUCCUGGAGGUGGCACUGGGCCAGUACAGCAGCCAGGGAAGUGUUACUGCUUGGAGGAAGAUCUGUCCCCUCCUCCAAGGCAUUGGCAUGGCGUCUGUGGUCAUUGAGUCUUACUUGAAUAUCUACUACAUCAUCAUCCUUGCCUGGGCUCUCUUCUACCUGUUCAGCUCCUUCACCUGGGAGCUGCCCUGGACAACCUGCAGCAACUCCUGGAACACAGAGCAUUGCGUGGACUUUCUGAACCACUCAGCGGCCACCGCAGUGAACCACUCUGAGAACUUCACCUCACCUGUCAUGGAAUUCUGGGAGAGACGGGUUCUGGGUAUUACAUCUGGCAUCCAUGACCUGGGGUCCCUGCGCUGGGAGCUGGCCUUGUGUCUCCUGCUUGCCUGGGUCAUCUGCUACUUCUGCAUCUGGAAGGGGGUCAAGACCACGGGCAAGGUUGUUUAUUUCACAGCUACUUUUCCCUACCUGAUGUUGGUUAUUCUCCUGAUCCGGGGUGUCACCCUUCCUGGAGCCUACCAGGGUAUCAUUUUCUACCUGAAGCCGGACUUGCUGCGCCUCAAGGACCCCCAGGUGUGGAUGGAUGCGGGCACCCAGAUCUUCUUCUCCUUUGCAAUCUGCCAGGGGUGCCUGACAGCCCUCGGCAGCUACAACAAGUACCACAACAACUGCUACAGGGACUCCAUAGCCCUCUGCUUCCUGAACAGUGCCACAAGCUUCGUGGCUGGCUUUGUCGUCUUCUCCAUCCUGGGCUUCAUGUCUCAAGAGCAGGGAAUACCCAUUUCUGAAGUGGCUGAGUCAGGUCCUGGUCUGGCCUUCAUUGCCUUCCCCAAAGCCGUGACGAUGAUGCCUUUGUCUCAGCUGUGGUCCUGCCUUUUCUUCAUCAUGCUCCUGUUUCUAGGGCUGGAUAGCCAGUUUGUCUGUAUGGAGUGCCUGGUGACUGCCUCCAUGGACAUGUUCCCCCAGCAGCUCCGGAAGAGCGGGAGACGUGAGCUGCUGAUCCUGGCUGUUGCCAUUGUGUGCUACUUGAUGGGGCUCCUUCUUGUCACUGAGGGCGGGAUGUACAUCUUCCAGCUCUUUGACUACUACGCCUCCAGUGGCAUCUGCCUGCUCUUCCUCUCCUUGUUUGAGGUGAUCUGCAUCGGCUGGGUGUAUGGGGCGGACCGUUUCUAUGACAACGUUGAGGACAUGAUUGGCUACCGGCCGUGGCCCCUGGUGAAGAUCUCCUGGCUCUUCCUGACUCCUGGCCUUUGCCUGGCCACCUUCAUCUUCUCCUUGAGCAAGUACACACCUCUCAAAUACAACAAUGUCUACAUGUACCCUUCUUGGGGAUACUCCAUUGGAUGGCUUUUGGCUUUCUCCUCCAUGGCCUGUGUCCCACUCUUCAUCAUCAUCACCCUCCUGAAGACCCAGGGUUCCUUCAAGAAGCGCCUUCAAAGGCUCAUUACACCGGAUCCCAGUCUGCCCCAGCCAGGGCGGCGUCCACCUCAGGAUGGUGCCUCUGCUCACAACUGUUCGCCCACACCAGCCAAGCAAGAACUCAUUGCCUGGGAGAAGGAAACACACUUGUAG
Messenger RNA from Cricetulus griseus (Chinese hamster), 1875 nucleotides. NCBI's taxonomy places the organism in Eukaryota, Metazoa, Chordata, Mammalia, Rodentia, Cricetidae. The record is from RefSeq and is a predicted model, not a curated record.